GUCGCAGCUCAAUAGGUAUAAAACGGGCUCAUCGCGCGUCUAAGCCCAUUCAGCGGUACAACAGUUUAUUACUACCUUCCCAAACCCCAUCACUUUCCUUUCCCCCCCAGAUCCCGAUAGUCUGGUCCAAACCAUCCAAAAAAAAUCAUAUUCUGUAUACGCUCUUAUUGAGUAAUCAUGCGCUUCACGAUCCCCAUCGCUCUUCUUGCGUCCGUAUCGGCAGCACUACCUGCCCCCGCCGCAACAUCUUCGGGCGAAUCCACCCCGCCGGCAGCGGCCCCAGCAUCCACCAUCCUCAAGGCCCUAGCCGGCACCUACGCCCUCGUCAACACCUCCAGCACCCUAAACAAUGAACCCAUCCCCGACGCCACCUACGGCACCGCCCCCGUCGGCAACCUCAUCUACACAGCCUCUGGCUUCAUGAGCGCCACCAUCACCGCUACGGAAAAAGAAUUCCGACCACCAGUCUCGUUUCCCUUCCGCGCCAACGAGACCGACGCCGAUUGGGCGUUGGUGGGCAAGCACAGCAUUGGGUAUUCGGGCCCGUUCAGGAUUAAUACGGAGCUCCCCGCGACGGAGACCGAUGGACAGUUGUUCCAUGGGCCGUUGACGGUCGCGAAUGUGCCGACCAUGGUGGGGCAGGAGCAUAGGAGGAAUUAUACGGUUGUGGAGCGUGAGGAGGAGGGCAAGGUGGUCAAGUAUUUGAAGAUUGGGAGUGAGAGGGGAGGUGGAUUCCGUGGUGUGCUUUGGUGGAGGCGAUUGGAUUAGACAAGAUGUGUUGUUGUGGGGUUUAACAGUCUUUUUUUUGUAGCGCCUUUUGCUUUUGCUCUUUUUCUUUCUCUUUCAAACUGUAUAUGUAUGCGUGGUAAAGCGAUUGGGCUUUAGAGGCAUAGAGACGGUGUUUUCGUCUAUCAUGGAACUCGAUGUUAUGAAAUGAAAUGCACGUCAUCACCUUCAUGUUUCGUUUCCUUUUGAGUGCGCGGUUUCUUUUUCGUUUUCUUUUCUUUGGCCUCUCUUUCUUCUCGGGGUCGGUUUUUCUCGGACAUGGAUGCGAAUAGCCGCGCCUACAUGGUUCUCCUGGCUAGUAGACUUAGGUGCUGCAAUCCCCGUCU
Messenger RNA from Bipolaris sorokiniana ND90Pr, 1112 nucleotides. RefSeq lists its product as uncharacterized. Lineage: Eukaryota; Fungi; Ascomycota; Dothideomycetes; Pleosporales; Pleosporaceae. The record is from RefSeq and is a predicted model, not a curated record. Bases 178 to 768 code for a protein of 196 amino acids. The transcript has a single exon.